Molecule: messenger RNA, 5527 nt
Organism: Linum trigynum
Lineage: Eukaryota; Viridiplantae; Streptophyta; Magnoliopsida; Malpighiales; Linaceae
Source: the annotation of a GenBank genome assembly
CUUGCUAUUUACGUUUUACAUAUUUAUCAUGGUAUCAGAGCAUCCGGUUCAGUGGUAAGGACGUUUUUCUCGCAGCUAUGGUGAACACGGACGAAACAAAGAAGUCCGAGUUUUUGGGUUCCAGCGGGAGCUCAGAAAAGGGUUCUGUCAAUGGAGGUAUUGAUCAAUCCUCGUUUUAUUACCUCCAUCCCUCAGAUAGCAACAGUCAGUUGCAGGUAGGCGAUCCCCUCACACCGACCAAUUACGCUGAAUGGGUUGUUGAUGUAACCGACGCCUUAAUUGUCAAGAACAAAUUUAGUUUCGUUGAUGGCACUCUACCUAAGCCCAAAGAAGACCCGGAGCUGCAAGCAUGGACUCGAUGCGAUGCUCACGUCAAGGGUUGGCUUCGGAUGGCCAUGACUAAAGAAGUUCGUAGUAGCGUGCGCUACGCAAAGUCUGCGCGGGAAAUCUGGGUUGACUUGAAAGAGAGAUUCGGCCAUGGUACUCUCACACGGGGCUAUGAGCUUCGCCGACUCAUCUCGGCACUAUGGCAGGAGAAACUCUCGGUGUCAAGCUUCUAUACUCAAUUACGUACCUUUUGGGAAGAAGCAAACUCAAUUUCUCCAAGUGAAAUCUGCACCUGUGGACUUUGUCAAUGUGGCCUUGAGCGCAGGAUUCGGGCAAAGGAGGAGACAGCAAGGUUAUUCGAUUUCCUCAUGGGGCUCGACGAAAGCUUUGGGAUCGUGCGCAGUCAGAUCCUGUCCAUGAAGCCGCCACCUACCUUGGAGGAGGCUUAUAACAUCGUAGCUAACGAUGAACACCAACGCCUCCUGGCACAGCGACGCAAGCCAACGCCUGAAGCAGCCGCUUUUGCCACUCAGAAUGAGGGUGAACGCACUAGGAAUGAUGGCGAGCGACCAAGAACUAAGUGUACGCAUUGCGGCAAGACUGGCCACUUGAAGGAGACGUGUUUUGAAUUAAUUGGAUGGCCUUCUCGUGAUAAGAAUGGCCAAAGGGAACGACAAGACAAGCGGCGACGUCGUCCCAACGAGGCUCAACCACGAGCAGCAAAAACUGAAGUUGAGAGCAGCCCCAUUCCAGGCUUCACCAUGGAGCAGCUCGACCAACUAAAGAAGCUCCUUAUUCCGUCAAAAUCCGCAGAAGACCCUUCGGCCCAUAUGGCAGGUAUGUUUCUUGAUGGUUCUGAAUGGAUAAUUGAUUCGGGCUGUAACGAACACAUCACUAGAGAUGCAUCGGUGUUGAAUGGUGAAUCAAUUGAUCAAGAUUGUCAUCCAGUCAGAAUACCAAAUGGGGAUAGUAUCCCGGUUAAAAGGAUUGGGUCAGUAGAGCUAACGAGUGGGUUGAAACUGAAGCGGGUCUUGUACGUACCAGAGUUUAAGUGUAAUCUACUGUCUGUCAGUCGAUUGACUCAAGAAAACAAUGUAGCCCUGAUAUUUCUUCGUGACAUGUGUAUCAUCCAGGACUUACACUCCAGGAGCGUGAUUGGGAGGGGGAUUCUCCGUGACGGGUUAUAUUACUUGAAGAUCUUGAGCAGUCAGGAACAGUUUGCGUUCACAGCUGAUGGAAAAAGGUCGGUUUCUGAAGAUGUAUGGCACAACCGUCUCGGGCACCCUUCGUCUUCUCAGUUCGCACAGCUUAGUCGCUUGUUUUCUUCUGUUCCUAGUUCAGUUAAAGGCCCUUGUCACUCUUGUUUUAGGGCUAAGCAAACCCGAAUUCCUUUUCCAACUAGUUCUAUCAAGACAUCAGAUUGUUUUGAGCUGAUUCACGUAGACAUUUGGGGAGGAUAUCAAGUAGCUUCAUUGAGCGGUGCUCACUAUUUUUUGACUGUCGUGGAUGAUUUCAGCAGGGGUGUAUGGGUAUACUUACUCAAGUUUAAAUCUGAAGUAGCUCGCUAUCUGUUGAUGUUUUGUGAGAUGGUAGCGACGCAGUAUAACAAGCGGGUUAAACGUAUUCAAGCAGAUAAUGGAUUGGAAUUCAAAACUGCUGAGCUUCGUGAGUUUUAUGAGAAAUCUGGAAUCAUACUGCAGACAAGCUGCACAGAUACACCUCAACAAAAUGGGGUAGUAGAGCGCAAGCACCGACACAUCCUUGAAGUUGCUCGGGCUUUGCGAUUUCAAGCUGGUCUUCCUAUUCGUUUUUGGGGAGAGUGUAUUCUUACUGCUACUUAUCUGAUAAACAGGCUUCCAACUACAGCGACUGGCAAGACUCCGUUUGAAAUACUGUUUGGCAAAACUGCUUUGUACGAUCAAUUGCGCGUCUUUGGAUGCCUUGUCUAUGCAAAAGACAAUCACGGCAGCCUUCACAAAUUCGCGGAUCGGGGGCGAGCAGGAGUAUUCUUAGGGUAUGCAGCCACACAAAAGGGAUAUAAAAUAUAUGAUCUUAUGUCCAAAAGGAUCAUAAUGUCUCGUGAUGUCGUGUUCCACGAACGGUACUUCCCUUUCCAGGCGCAAGAUCCUAGGGAAUUUCAUUGGAUUGAUCCUGAUGUGUUUGAUGAAGUUUCAGUUCGGGAAGUGCAGCCCCCUAUCCCAGUUGCCAUCGAAGAAUUGCCUUCUGCACCGUCCCACGUGCAUGGCCAUGCACCAAUACCUCCCAAUGUCUCAGCUGAUAAAUUCCCUUCUCCCUUGUCGGCGGAAUUGUCCAACAGUAAUGGUUCUUUGUCCAAAAGUAAUGAGAGGCAAAAUGGUCCUUUGUUGGCAGAAUUGUCCAAAAGAAAUGAGAGGCAACAUGGUCAUGAUUUGCGGAGGUCACCCAUCCCUUUUAAUCUGACCGAACAGGAGCCCUCGCCUCCAGUACAUCAGUCCCCAUUGCCGAGCACCUCUAGUCCUCCAAAGGAAGCUCCUCUCGGUCGUGGUCUUCGCCAACGCUGGCCUUCCAAACGCCUGGCUAUUUAUGACACAUGUGUCAAUCUUGUUUCUAAUGUCAAGUACCCUAUUUCUAAUCAUGUAUCAUAUGCUCGUGCCACGCCACGAUAUCGUGCAUUUCUGGCCGCUCUCACACGCACUACCGAGCCUCGCUUCUUCCAUGAGGCAGUCAGAUACGCUUAUUGGAGAGAGGCCAUGAAGGCUGAAAUCCGUGCACUUGAAGCAAACAGAACUUGGAGUCUUGUGUAUGCACCGCCUAAUGUGCAUCUCAUUGACUCGCGUUGGGUAUUUCGUAUCAAAUAUCGUCCUGAUGGAACUAUAGAGCGGUUCAAGGCACGGUUAGUUGCAAAAGGUUACACACAGGUUGAAGGACUUGAUUAUCAUGAAACUUUUGCCCCGGUUGCAAAACUUGUCACUGUGCGUUGUCUGCUCGCAGUUGCCGUUAGUCGUGGUUGGUUCAUACAUCAGUUAGACGUCAAUAAUGCCUUCUUGCAUGGGGAUUUGCAAGAAGAGGUCUACAUGAAGGUUCCUCCCGGUUUUGCUGAACCUGGUGAUACGCGAGUUUGCCGUCUCCAUAAGUCGAUCUAUGGAUUGAAGCAGGCGUCCCGGAACUGGUAUCAAAAGUUCACGGCUGCACUAUGUGAACUUGGUUUCCGCUCAUCACCUGCGGAUCACUCGCUAUUUGUUUUCAGACGUGGUGAGAUUUUUGUCGUGGCUCUUAUCUAUGUCGAUGAUGUUAUUCUUGCCGGAACUGACAUGAAUUUCAUCAACCAUGUUAAGAAGUUUUUGGAUCACCGUUUUAGCAUCAAGGACUUGGGGCCUCUCCGCUACUUUCUUGGUUUAGAGGUAGCGCGAUCUCCUCAAGGGCUGGUAGUCAGUCAGAGGAAGUAUGUUCUUGAUAUUCUGGAAGAAGCAGGUGUUCUUGGAUCUCGGCCCAGCACCUUCCCGGUUGAACAGAAUCAUCAGUUGACCAAACCCUCUUCAGAGAUUCUUGUUGAUGGUUCUGCAUAUCGUCGUUUGGUGGGUCGCCUUCUUUAUCUCACUGUUUCUCGACCAGACAUCACCUAUGGGGUUAAUAUCUUGAGUCGUUUUGUGCAUGCUCCUACACAGGCGCAUAUGGAUGCUGCCAUGCGCAUCCUCCGUUAUUUGAAGUUGUCUCCUGGUCAGGGUCUGUAUUUUCCUGCCGCUAAUGAUCUGCAUCUCCAUGCCUACUGUGAUGCGGAUUGGGGAGGGUGUCAAUCCACCCGACGGUCAACUAGUGGUUUCUGCAUUUUCCUUGGUACCACGCCCAUCUCUUGGCGUACCAAACAGCAGAAAGUCGUUGCUAGAUCAUCUGCUGAGGCAGAGUACCGGGCCAUGGCAUCUACUGUUAGUGAAAUCGUGUGGCUCCGAUGGCUUCUUAGUGAACUUGGCGUCACUCAGUCUUGUGCUACUCCUCUUCGCUGUGAUAAUCAGGCCGCUCUCCACAUUGCGUCAAAUCCUGUCUUCCAUGAACGCACCAAGCAUGUGGAAAUGGACUGUUAUUUUGUACGCGAGCGUGUGACUUCUGGUGUCAUUUCACCAGUCAAGGUUAGUUCUGAGCUCCAGAUUGCUGAUCUCUUCACAAAAGGGUUAGGGUCCGAUCGUUUUCGUUUCUUGCUGUCCAAGCUGAACGUUCGUGACCUCCACCGUCCAGCUUGCGGGGGCGUAUUGGACCAGACUCAGUCAUCGAGGCCCAAGCCUGAACGGCCCAUGACAGCUCCCUCCGCUAGCUGCGUCAGCUCGUGUAGUUGCCCUAGUUCAACAAGGACUAGGUUAAUGGAUUCUGUCUCUAGUACGAGACAUAUAUAUUGGUGUAAGGCCGAAAGGUCAUGUAUUGUGAAUUCUGAUCAAUAAGAUUAAAGCCGGAGAGGCUGAACUCUCCCGUGGAUUAGUCCCGAUCACCAAGUCGGGGAUACCACGUAAAAUCGCGUCUCUUGCUAUUUACGUUUUACAUAUUUAUCAUCUCUUUCUUCCUCGUUGCCCAUUUGCAGAUGUGUGAAUCCAUUAGCAAUUUGAAUUUCUCCAGAACAAGAUCUCUCGUCUGGUGUUGAGGUUACAGCUAGCUGAAGCUUCACAUGUUCAUUCUGUUAAAGAAAGGAAUAAGUCUACUAGUGUAGGUUGCAUUUGCUUGUUAGUUGUUUGCACUUUUGUGUUUUUCUCUCCUUUUUGUUUUGGAAAAAUGGAAUGCGGUUUAAUCUGCAGAUACAAUUUCUCUAUUAGAUGAGCAACCCUAUUAGUAAGUUUAGUGAGCAAUGUUUGAUUGAAAUCGAUUUCCAGUUGCGUACGAUAGUAGAUAACAGUUUUUGGAUACCCCCAAGAUAAUGGCGGGAAAGAUGGUAUAACGAAACACAUCAACGGUUCAAGAAGAGUUGGGCCUGCCGUGAAGCCUAAAGCCCAAACCAUUCCUUCAUCAGUCAUCACUAGGGCUGUUAAUGAACCAAGCCGUUCAUGAACCAAGCCGCUCAUGAACGGCUCGGUGUGCGACUCGAGAAAAACUCGUUCGACAUUCGAUUCGUUUUAAUCGAGCCGGCUCGUGAACAAGCUCGUUAACUAAACGAGCCGAACUCGAGUCACACCAUGUUCAGCUCGAAAGCUCGCGAACAAGCUCAUUUAAUGGUUUUGCAUAAAAAAAGGAUUAGAAUUCA